Molecule: messenger RNA, 11902 nt
Organism: Galleria mellonella (greater wax moth)
Lineage: Eukaryota; Metazoa; Arthropoda; Insecta; Lepidoptera; Pyralidae
Gene: DIP2
Product: disco-interacting protein 2
Exons: 18
Coding region: 126-4889 (1587 amino acids)
Source: RefSeq, a predicted model, not a curated record
CAAUAGUUUAUAGUUUGAGUCGGACAGAAAAUAUUCAAAAUUCAAGAUGGCCAUGUGUCACUAUGGUUUCUUGGAGUGUUGUUAUUAACUUUAUUUGUUUUGUGUGAAAAAAGUGUGUAUCAACUAUGGCUGACUUAAGUGUUGAUGUUUCGAAGUUGCCUGACGAGAUCAGAGAUAAAUUAGCCGAGUUGGACUUGGAAUUAUCUGAAGGCGACAUCACACAAAAGGGAUAUGAGAAAAAGCGGACACGACUCCUCACACCGUACAUUCCACAACAACAGCCUCAAGCAGGUUGCCAACCACCCCGAGGUCCUCGAGGUGAUGGCGGAAGCAGUCGACAGCAAACGAGGAAUAGACGGACCCACCGACGUGUCACGCACAAUGAGAAGAGAUACCAUUCAGAAGUGAGGCAGGAGGCAGUGCAACAAGCGCUGGCCGAAAUGCAGAACCGGCCCAAACCCUCGCUGCCGAUGCCCUCGAAAAGGACCUCAAUGAUGGCCAAAAGCCCCGAUAGAGAGAGACACGACCUCUCGUCAAGUUCAGACGAAGAUUCGUGCGCAGGUGACACAGAGCUACCACCGCCGCCGGAGCUGGGCUCGCCGCCGGCGCGCCGCCCCGCCGCGCCGCACCCCCGUGCACACCCUCAUCCUCUCCCUCAAGCUCACCAAAGGGAGAAGAAACACGCACCCAGAGAGAGGACGGAGAUAGACUUAUCAGAUAUCACCCACUUACCUGCAUAUAUCCAACCAGACGUGACACAUACAUCGUCGGGCGCGCGGCGAGGGGGAGCAUUAAUAGCUGACAGAGUCCAGUGCUACUCGCAACCUGAAGACACGGGAACCGGAACCGGGAGGUGGAAGGUCUCGGCCAAAAUUCAGCAAUUAUUAAACACACUGAAGCGACCGAAACGUCGUCCUCUGCCUGAAUUUUACGAAGACGACGACAUAGAAUUAGAAAUAGCCGCGAAUCCUAAAGACCCUAACGCGCCAAAACCAGAAGGUGGGACCAUGACCCCAGCGGUUGGAGAACAACUAGUGGUCCCGGCUGGCCUGCCGAGAAACCUGGAAGCCGCCUUGCAACGAUAUGGCACAGCGUCAUUCAAAGCUAAUGUUGCCACCGUUCUGGAUCCAAAUGGGAAACUUAGUAAUUCGCUGACUUAUGGUAAACUUCUAAGCCGCUCGCUCAAAAUAGCACACGCAUUGCUCAACAAAACGUUCACAUCGAAGACCAGCAGUGGUGGUCCCUUGACCGGGGACAGUUCAAUCAAGCCUGGCGAUCGAGUUGCCUUGGUCUACCCCAACAACGAUCCAAUAAACUUUAUGUGCGCGUUCUACGGCUGCCUUCAGGCCGGGGUGGUGCCAGUUCCCAUAGAAGUGCCCCUGACAAGAAGGGACGCAGGCCUCCAACAGGUUGGAUUCUUGCUGGGCUCCUGUGGGAUACAGUACGCGCUUACUUCGGAUGCGUGUAUGAAGGGGUUGCCAAAAACGUCGUCGGGCGACGUUGUUUCUUUCCGCGGAUGGCCGUCCCUGCAGUGGGUGUCCACUGAGAAGUUGCCUCGCCCCCCUCGUGACUGGAUCCCCCCGCCGCGUCCCGCUGAGGACAGUCCCGCCCAUAUCGAGCACACUUCUGCCGCUGACGGAUCCGCAAUGGGCGUUAUAGUUACCAGGUCCGCGAUGCUAGCGCACUGUCGCAUGCUGUCGGUAGCGUGCAAUUACACAGAGGGCGAGCACAUGGUCUGUGUUUUGGACUUCAAACGUGAAACAGGACUAUGGCAUGCUGUACUGGCGAGCGUACUCAAUGGAAUGCACGUCAUUUUCAUACCGUACGCUCUGAUGAAAGUGAGUCCCGCGUCCUGGAUGCAUAUGAUCACGAAGUACAGGGCAUCAAUUGCAAUUGUGAAAUCCCGUGACUUGCAUUGGGGACUGCUGGCCACCCGUGACCACAAGGAGAUCUCACUCAGCUCGCUCCGGAUGCUGUUGGUGGCGGACGGCGCCAACCCCUGGUCCUUGUCGUCAUGUGACCAGUUUCUCUCCGUGUUCCAAACCAAAGGUGUCCGAGGCGACGCGAUCUGCCCCUGCGCUUGUAGUAGCGAGUCCCUAACUGUAUGCGUGCGACGUGCCGGUCGAGGGGGGUCAUCUGCCGGCCGCGGGGUGCUGUCAAUGUCAGGCCUGUCCUAUGGCGUAGUGAGAGUGGAUGCUGAGAACUCGCUUACAUCGCUCACACUGCAAGACUGCGGGCAGGUGAUGCCUUCAUGCGUUAUAGUAGUGGUGAAAAUGGAAGGACCCGCUUUCCUAUGUAAAACGGAUGAAGUUGGCGAGAUUUGUGUACUUUCUGGUGCCACCGGUUCAGGAUACUGGGGUCUCCCGGGUCUUACUAACACUGUGUUUAGGGUAAGACCCCUGGACUCGGAUGGAGAGCCAAUAGGUGAAGAACACUACGUGAGAAGCGGUCUACUCGGCUUUUUAGGACCAGGCGGCCUGGUCUUCGUAUGUGGUUCCCGGGAUGGCCUGAUGACGGUAACAGGACGCAAACACAACAUGGAUGACAUUAUCGCUACGGUACUAGCUGUGGAACCUAUGAAGUUUAUAUACAGAGGACGUAUAGCGGUGUUCUCAGUGAGGGUGCUUCGUGAUGAGAGGAUCUGCAUAGUGGCAGAACAACGGCCCGAUUGUGGCGAAGAAGAGUCAUUCCAAUGGAUGUCACGCGUACUUCAAGCGGUAGAUUCGAUCCACCAAGUGGGCAUUUACUGCCUUGCGCUCGUCCAACCAAACUACUUACCCAAAACCCCUCUGGGUGGUAUACAUUUGAGCGAGUGCAAGAGACGAUUUCUAGAAGGCACGCUGCAUCCGGCUAAUGUGCUUAUGUGUCCACACACGUGUGUUACCAACCUGCCGAAACCGAGGGAGAUACAUUCCGAUGUGGGCCCGGCAUCUGUUAUUGUUGGAAAUCUAGUUCAGGGCAACCGCUUGGCUUCUGCUCAAGGCCGUGAUAUGGGAUACACAGAUGACUCUGACGCUGCUAGAAAAUACCAAUUUAUAUCGCAGAUCUUACGGUGGCGAGCUCAAAGUACAUCAGACCACGUGAUAUUCACAUUGCUCAAUUCCAAAGGGACCGUUUCCAAAGUGCUCACGUGUGCGGAACUACACAAAAAGGCUGAGAGAAUCGGCAACUUGCUUCUAGAGAAAGGGAGAGUCAAUACAGGAGACCACGUCGCAUUAAUAUUCCCUCCGGGGCUUGAUCUCAUAUGCGCGUUCUACGGUUGUCUCUACGUCGGCGCUGUGCCGGUUACCAUCCGUCCGCCUCACCCGCAGAACUUGCACACCACACUGCCUACGGUCAGGAUGAUCGUCGAUGUCAGCAAAGCUACACUAGUCCUCUCCAAUCAAUCUGUGAUAAAACUACUCCGCUCCAAAGAGGCGAGCAAUGUUCUCGACAGCAAAGCGUGGCCCAUCACGCUAGAUACUGACGAUAUGCCUAAGAAAAAAUUGCCGAUCCUCUACAGAGCACCCACAGCGGAGAUGCUCGCAUAUCUGGACUUUAGCGUGUCUACCACUGGAAUGCUCGCCGGUAUCAAGAUGUCUCAUGCUGCGGUCACCUCGCUCUGUCGCUCUAUGAAGAUAGCUUGUGAACUGUACCCAUCUCGCCACAUAGCUCUUUGUCUAGACCCGUACUGUGGCCUCGGAUUCGCUCUAUGGUGCUUGAGCAGCAUUUACUCCGGCCACCAUUCGAUUUUAAUUCCACCGUCUGAAGUUGAAAUCAACCCUGCGCUCUGGCUUAGCGCCGUCUCUCAAUACAAAGUUCGUGACACGUUCUGUUCUUAUGGAGUAAUGGAAUUAUGCACCAAAGGUUUAGGCAGCUCUGUCAAUCAGCUUAAAUCGAAAGGCAUCAACCUGGCUUGCGUGAGAACAUGUGUAGUUGUCGCUGAAGAGCGACCACGUAUAAACUUGACCAAUUCUUUCUCAAAGUUGUUUUCAGCUCUUGGUUUAAGUCCGAGAGCAGUGUCCACGUCUUUCGGAUGCCGUGUGAACAUAGCUAUUUGCUUGCAAGGCGCUUCUAGUCCCGAACCGUCUACAGUGUACGUCGAUCUGCGUGCGUUGCGGAACGACCGGGUUUCGCUGGUCGAGCGCGGUAGCCCACAUUCACUUUGCUUGAUGGAGUCAGGGAAACUUCUCCCUGGAGUGAAAGUUAUAACAGCCAACCCUGAGACGAAGGGUCAAUGUGGAGACUCGCAUUUAGGGGAGAUAUGGGUGCAGUCACCUCACAACGCGAGCGGGUAUUUCACUAUAUAUGGAGAUGAGAGCGACUACGCCGAUCAUUUUAGUGCUCAAUUAGUUACGGGAAAUACAGGGGAGGUGUACGCGAGGACGGGGUACCUCGGGUUUUUGAGGAGAACAGAAAUAAGUACCACGGCCUCGAGCGGUGACGACACGUCGUUAAUGGCGCGAGAUAGUGAUACUGAGUCGUUGGCAUCUGCCUGCGGAAGUAUGAGUGGACUAUGCAGUGACACGCAUGACACACACGACGCUGUGUUCGUGGUGGGGGCACUCGAUGAGACGAUCAUGCUGCGCGGCAUGAGAUACCAUCCCAUUGACAUUGAGAAUUCAGUGAUGAGGUGCCACAAGAAAAUCGCAGAAUGCGCCGUUUUCACGUGGACAAACUUGCUGGUGGUAGUAGUCGAGUUGGAUGGUAAUGACAGCGAAGCCCUCAACCUGGUGCCGCUAGUCACCAAUACGGUCCUUGAGGAGCACCAUUUGAUCGUCGGCGUGGUGGUAGUGGUGGAUCCGGGCGUGGUGCCAAUUAACUCGCGCGGUGAGAAGCAACGCAUGCAUCUCCGCGACGGCUUCCUGUCAGACCAAAUAGAUGCCAUUUACAUAGCCUACAAUAUGUAACCUGGUACGUGGACUAACACUGUAUCCGAGGGUGAGUAUUCGCCAUAACCGUUCCUGUGAAAGAGUGGAUUUAGACUGAAACAAAGAAAAAGAGCUGAAAGCGCGUUGGUUUGUAGACUGUAUGCUCCUUAUAUUUGAUAUUUGUACGUUUAACUAUUGGAAAAGUAAAGGAAGUAAUGAUUAUUUAAAUUAAAUAAGUUUGGACUAAAAGAAAGAACACUCCUUUAUUGAUCUUUGUACCAACUUUUUUUUUAAAUUAAAAAGUAGGAAUGACGAUUAUUUACACUUUCAGUCUAAAUCCAUCUUAAAGGUGAGUUUUCUUCAAGAGUAUAACUUUGUAGUGUAACAGUUGAUUAAGGAGCGGUACACCAAUAAGUAAUAUGUUAUAUAAAGACAAGAACAUGCACAUGUAAUGUAACGUUGCUCGAUUACAUGCGCAUGUAAUAUAACAUUGCUCGGUUACAUGUGCAUGUAAUGUAACGUUCCUUGGUUAUAUGCACAUGUAACGUUGUUCGGAUACAUGCACAUGUAAUGUAACGUUGCUCGAUUACAUGCACAUGUAAUGUAACAUUGCUCGAUUACAUGUGCAUGUAAUGUAACCUUGCUGGGUUACAUGUACAUGUAAUGUAAUGUUGCUCGGUUACAUGUGCAUGUAAUGUAACGUUGCUCUUUUACAUGCGCAUGUAAUGUAACGUUGCUCGGUUACAUGCACAUGUUUGCGGUCAGUACUCACCCUUAUGUGACCUAUAGACAUGCAAUGUACAAUUAUUGGCAAUAAUAGCUAAAUACACCGUUGACUUUGUUCAGAUCAAUCGCUGUAAUUGCUUACUGUUCCGAGUAGAUCUCAAAUAGUAUAGUACAGUUCAAGUAAAGCAGCGUAUACACACAUUUAAAUAUAACGGACGUUUUCUAUUGUACGGUCAGUAUGUAGUUUAUAUUUUUUAAUCUUCAAAUGGUUUUUUAAUUGCACUCUAUUUCGAACGUGUCUACACGCGUGCGCUGGUACGCACACAAUACGAUACGACUAAACGGAUAUUGUUUGAAGACUGUAAAAGCUAAUAUUUAAUUUCUAAGCAUUAUAAUAUACAUCGCUUAUCUAAUCGAAAUUAAUCGACACAUUUGAUUCAGCAAUCGAGAGAAGACUGACGUAGAACUGAAGUUGAUAUAACAGGUAUAGUGCACCCGGACCGUGUUUCGAAUUAUCAAAUGGGUUGUGUCACAUUCGUGUUUGACAUGACUAUGUCGAAAAAGAUCACAGCUGGAAUUUAUUGCACUCUAUUUACCUCGAUAAGCACGGUUGUGUAAUCUUGUUUUUUGGAUAGAAACAUAGUGAUUUACAUCCGUUUAAGGUAUUCUAUUAGUGUAAUUGGAUUUGUUUAAAUUUGUCGGUAACAACAAAACAAAUUCGAGUGUUUCAAACUGCUCGAUAGCUGAUUGCUCAAUGUAAUAUUUUUCCCAAAUAAACAGGAGUCGCAAAACGAUAAAGUUUUCAAUAUAGUACGGUAGUCUAAAUUCCUGUCGAUUUUUUUAGGUCACGUCACUUUAUUCUUAGUUUCACUGAUGUAACACUCCCUUAAAAGGAUGUAAAUUUGGAUUUCGCUCUAUCUUCACGUACCCAAUGGAAUUAAUAAUUGCCACGUUCUACUACAGUAAUAAUGUAUGUAUGUACCUACUGUUAAUAACAGGCAAGAUGUAUGAAACGAACGUCCGAUAGUAAAUCUUUUAUCAAUGUGUGUACGAAUGAUUAUCUGAAUGUCUUGUUCAAAUAAUGCACCACGAUAUACACCAACUAUUUAAGUAGGGCUUAGACCUAACGUGUCAGGCGAUCCGGGCGACAUCUAUACGUUGCAGUUGCGUUAUGUUAAUGCGAUUUCCUUGUCAAAAUUAUUGUUAAUACGUAACUUAUUGAUUUAUAUAUUGAUUUAACAAUUUAUCAUUUCGCGUCCCCAAUAAUUGAGUGUCAAAUCAUUAGUACUAUGAUUGCUGUUAAUGUAGUAAUCUUUAACUUGGCUAGGAGUCAUAAUCGAUGAACUCGUGACGUUUUUAUUGUACACAAUUAUACUGUUGUGAUUAAUAAGAAUCAAGUAAUUACUAUGCUAGUGUACUAUGUAAAUGUAUUGUGUCGGUAAUUUAACUUAGUGUUAAUAAUUAUCGCUGAGUAAAAACAAGAGAACCUGCGUAAACUGCAAGGUUUCUGUCACUUGUCAGUGGUAGAUAUGGUAGCUACCGGAUAUAAAUUUCAAUAAUUAUAUAUCAUCAAAUAAUAUUAUUUCCUGGAAGAUUUUUCCCUUCGCAUAUAGCUUAUGAAAUAUAUUUUCCUUUUUAUUAAAAUAUAAGGCUCUUUAAAAAAGCUUUUUUUUUAAGGUCAGUAACGCUCUAGCACCCCAUCUCUUCUUCUCAUAGCUACCUCCCAUUAUGCGGAAUCUUCUUAUCUAAGGUGAUUUUACAGUAUUAAAGCACCAUUUACACAGUUUCGGCUUCGUAACCCCUCAGUACUCAGGCAUGAAGUUAAUAUUGCUUGUGUGCAUUUAGUACAAACUGACUCUCAUAGCUUCAUGUCAAACGUACCCAAAACUCAGUGUCCCUAAAACACUCUCUCAUAUGCACUUGUCGCCAGUGAUAUUGAUGUUCUCUCUCUAUCAUGACGAAGUUUUGUAUCGUGUAAAAGAAUUGUUUUAUAUAUAAUUAAUGAAUACAAAGUAUUAGUAAAUGCUAUAAUUUUUAAAAUCAUAUCAAUAUGUUAUAUGUACAAGACACAGAUUUCACUAUAACACAUGUAUGUAGGAACACGGUUAAUUGAAUGUACGCCUCUGACCUGGUACUGCCCUGAUGAUCCAGAGCAGGAAUGCCUCAGACACGACGUUGUGUGAACAAUCCUUUAUUUAUUUUUAUAAACGAUAGUUACCAAAUAUCCUGGUUGACUAGUGACACGAAGCUUGCAGUCUGCAGGUCCAUUUUGGUAAUGAUAUGCAUUUAAUGUUUUCUAGUUUUUAUUUUAUACGGUCGACAAUAAGUGUUUGGCAGGUUCCGUUCACAGAUCAAAAUGUGCGUAAAGUUUCCAUAGAAUAGUAUUGAAUAUGUCGUUGUAUUUGAUGACGAUGCCUUAUUGGACGCGUAGGUCAAUUAUUCCUAUGUUUAUUUUUUUUAUAUAAUGAAUCGUACCAGUAACGGUAUAGUAAUUUUAUUACAGUUUAUAUCAAUACACAAUGCAAGGUGGACGUUUCUAAAAAGAUUUCACGCUAUCGCUUUUAAGAGCCAAAAAUAUAGCCAAAUGCACCGAUACAAAUGAUUCAUUCAAAUUUCGUUCGUCAUCGUAAGAAUGAAAACAAAUCUCUACAACUACUUUUAGAAACGUUUUCCUUUCAUUCGAUUCGAUUUUUAAUUGCUGACGAUUAUUUUAUGUGAUUAAUAAAAUAUAUUACGUGAUUGAUAAAAAUAAAACAAAGAAUUUGAUUAAAUAUAUAUUUUUUUGUUAUAAUAAAUUGCAUUAACAAUUUGUAGGUUGAUUUUUAAUAGAUAUAGGAUAUGUGGGUAGCGAUAUACUUUCAGUAGUACGUGUGAACUUCUCCAGGCUGUUUAGAUAAGUGGCAAACAAUCUUACGGUAUAUUAUCGUUGCCGUAUGCAAAAAUUAUAAAUUAAAAAAAUUGCCGCAAAACUUUGAUGAUGUACUAUUUAGAAAUUUCAAAAUCUUUUUUGCGUAAUCUAUUCGUAGCUUGUUCUGUUCUAUACCUGUUUGUAGACGGUUUUGUAACGAGUUUUCUAUGUUUACUAAAUUUAAUAUAACUUAUCUGAAAGUAUACAGUUACUAGCUACUAAGUUUUUGAUCAAUAUUUACAAUUAUUACGUUACAAUUUAGUGAUUUAGCACUUCAAUAUUCUCCGUCGAGAUCACUGUUGUCUUUUUAUAUUGAUAUAUUUGUGCUAAUAUAAUGAUUAGAUGCAAAAAAAUGUUCAACGAUGUCGACUUGAAAUAUUAAUAGGCAGUAAAUAUAGUUAUUGUAAUGGUAACACUAAUAUAAUUGCUACAUUUUAAAAAUGUUACUUUUCAAUAAGUUAUUACUUUAUACUGCCAUACUAUAAUGUAUUUAUAAAAUACAAAAAAAAAAAAAGUAUAUUGAUCGUGGUAAAAAUGUAACUGAAUAGGUAUGAUUUGAUCAUGUUUAUUGUUGUGUGUUGUUUCCUUUCAUAUAUUUUUAAGUCUUGUAAGUAAUGUUUAUUUAUAGUCCAAAUCAUCAAAUACAAGGCAGGUAUAUCUCGCUACUGGCGUUGUUAAUAGAUGUUUCGUCACAGGAUAUCUGAUGUCAAUUUAUUGAGUACCUAUUUCAAAAUAAUACUUCUUUUUUUAUGUACCUGGUAUAAUAAUUGUUAUCCAUCUGUCUGUCCGUCUGUCAUGACCUAUUUCUCAGGAACGCGUGUGCGAAUAGGUAUUAAACUGGAAUCAGUAUCAAAUACUCUUGCGGUACAUUGCAAAAAACAAACUUCAACAAUCGAACAAAUAAAUUCAAACGUCGACGUAAUCAAUAGAUACGACCGUUUAUAUAGUAUAUUUUGACAUUCACAAGGGAAAUAAAACUUUUAAGGUACUUCCCGUGGACUUAAAAUCAUGAAAUUUGACAUGAAGCAAAGUCGUGCAGGUAAAAAUCCAUUGACCUUAAAUAUGUAGUUACAUCACAUUUUUUUUUUUUUGCUUUUAUAUACAUUUUUUAAAUUGUAAUUUGUACGUAAUCCUCGAUUUAUCUAAAAGGUAUAUUUUACACGUGACCACCUCAACUCGACGAAAUUAGUGCGAGACAUGAUAUUUUUUCAUCACAACUAUGGCUUUAAUUUAUUAACGUAUAUAAUCAAUUUAUGCAUAACUAUACGAUGUACUCAACAAUUUGACAAAUAAUAUACCCAUUGGCAUAUCUAUAUGACGGACUUUAGUAAAAGAAUUAUAAUUAUGUACAUCGUAAUCGGUAACUCGGUUUAAUCGAUCGAAUGUCUAUACUCGAUUCACAUAGACAUCGUUCGUUCUGUAAUUUCAAAUGUCGAAUCAUUUUUCUUUAAAUUUCCAUGUGUGUGUGUACGAACAAUAGAUUGUUGACAUGACUUUAUAAAUAAUUAAUUAGAUAAUUAUUUCUAAUUUAUGAAUUAUUCUUAAAUGGAAGUUGACCGAUUGCGAUGUACUUUGUUCACCUUCAUAUAUAAUUUACAUGUAAGAUUCACUUAUAUUAAGAAUCCAAUACAUAGUGCGGAUUCUAUCAUAUUAUUAUGUGAUUUCAUUCCAAUAUGUUUACUAACAACAAAUUACAAUAGGAAUAUAAAAAUCUGAUUCAAUUUAUUUUUCAAUUAUUUAGAUUCUGUUAUUGACAAUUCUUUUAUUUUAUACGAAUAAAUAUUCAUUUUCCUUAUUAUUCUUUUGUAAUUAUUUAUUGCUAAAUUGUAAAUAUAUUUUUGUUAUUUAAUUUUACGUUAAAUCAUUUCUGUACUUUAGCUAUUAAAUGUUGUUUUGACUAUAAUAAAUGAAUAAGAAUAUAAGAAACGUAAUGUCUAGCUGAUUUUGUACUAAAUCAGAUUAUCUUUUAGUUUGCAAAAUAUAAAUAUAUAAUUUUCAUGUUUAUUACAAAAUGUAGUCAACUUACUGAAUAAGUAUACAAGUAGAUAACUCAGUUCGGUGAACAAAUAUGUUUUAUAAUUUGUAACAUUUCAUUAUUGUAAUUGUGAAGUAUAACGUGUCUGUACAAGGCCCGAAGAUUAAGGUACAGUCCGCGACAAAAGUACCUAGCUGUAUCGUUGAUAUUAGCAAUAGAUAAUGAUGGACACCAUGAGUAACGUUAUUAUACUUUUGCCGGUGACUGUACAUAAUUUAAAGGGUAGUCGACACUGGUGUUUGCACUAUUAUUAAUAUAUUAUGUUUAUUUCACUGCUAUAGACAGUGGCACAUUCGUAAAUUAUGUUGUAUUACACUAUUUAAUAGGAUUCUAAAGGAGAUUGCACACUAGCGGAUACAUAGUACUUAUUAAUGUUCUUAAAAUAUAUCAGUGUUCAAGUAUGUAGUUGUUGUAGUAUUUAAAUAUUGUUCAAACAAUGUGUUCUUCUUUAAUAAUUAACAAGUUACACGAUUAAAUAAAAUGUAGAUGUUCAAGUGGGUUUUUAUUUCUUUUUGUCGUCAUUAUGUAGUUUACAUUAUAAAUAUGUAAGUUAGUACAGUACCGAUUAUAGGAUUAAUAAUUAACUGAAUUCCGUAUCUAAUUAAUAUAAAAAUAACUCAGAAUAAAAGCAUAAUUGAGAUUACUCUAGUAAUUUAGUUGAGGUAUGAGUAAUUUAGUAGUUAAACAUUAUUUCAGUUCUAGUUCUAGUAGUUACUAUAAGUUCAGCAAAAUUGUGAAUUAAUAUAGUCGAGUCGAAAGGUUUUAUUAUUAAAUCACUCACAUCUCAAUUAAAAGUAGAUAUUGGAGGGCGUCAUUAAUUUUUGAAUUAAUAUAUAACAUAAUUUGUUGUUUUGCAUUUUACGACUUGAUUCAUUAUUUGCUGAAGAAGGAAUUGAACCCUCUUGAAUAGAUUUAGGGUGAAAAGCGGAAUGACCCUCUCAAUUAUUGGAAUUAAAAUAUGAUAAUGCUAUUGAAUGCUUUUCAAAAGAAAUGUCUACAUAUAUUACAAGUGCGUAGCUACAAAUUUGAAUAUCGGUAUAAGAAAUCUCUGCUCAAUUGUUUCUAAGAAUGUGUUAGUAGACAUUCAAGUAGUAUUUUAUUUUUAUUUAUCAGACGUUAUCAAGCUCAAAUUAGCAAAUUUAAUUAAUAUUGUUAUCAAUUGAUUUUAUAUAUCAAUAUUCAAUAACUUUCAUUGUGCACUCUCCUUUAGAAUUUUAUAUACUAUGUAACACGCACAAAAUUAUUAUUUGAAAAAAAAAAUUGUGUUCAACAGAAUAAUGCAACAGAUUUGUAAAGAUUAUUGAGACAGUGUCAAACAGACAGAUACCGCUUGUACGAUUUGUGAUUAUUUUCUGGAAUAAAUAAAAAUGCAUUCUGGUUUGA